CUGAAAUAUACUGAGAUGUUUCAUGUUUCAUCAUCAGUCUGGACCUGCGCAUGAUUAGCUUCCUGUAAACUGUCAACAGGGCAGAGGACAAUUAUACAAGUUUGCACCAGGAUGAGGCUGGGAAGACAGCUAUAAGGCGGCCUUCUUACAUUUCCAACCACCAUCAGGAAAGGGUGGCUGAGUCGGGACACCAUAAGCACCCCAAAGCCCCUGGGCCUGCGAGCAGUAUCCCUUCUGGGAGUUUGGCUCAGCAGCCUACCCAGAGCAGGGAGCAACCCAGGAAUCCAUGGAGCCUUUGAAACAACUGAUUGUUUGCAUUUCUAACAUUUUCCCUCAUACUUCGAGCACCAUCGAAUUACACGGAAAAGAGCAACAGCCUUUCGCAAAGAAGCGUGGCUGUGCACGGCCCGUCGUUCUAAACUUUGCAGGGUGGGAAUGCGGCGCUGAUGACUGAGGCUGCGUGGGGAAAAGCGGAAGUAACUGCGUGUGAUUGCAGCCAUAUUGACGGCAUUGAAGCAGAACGCCAAACUGGCACCGAAACUCAAGUACGCGAGCGUCCCAGAGCCCUCUGGGGAGAAAUCAGAGCCCGGAGGGCAAUCUCUCCUGCCAGCACGAGGCUCUGGCAGGUUCAUCCGGAUCAUUUGGCAUGGAGCCCUUUCUAUCCAUCUGCCAAGAGGGGUCUUGGCUUUCCUGCGCAGCUCUAAAGCGGUGGUGGUGCUGAAGUACAGGCAACAGAGACACCACAAGAGGGAGCAUCAUCUAUUAUAGCCUGGCCAGUCACUCAUUUUCCCCAGGUGACUUCCACCCAACUGGCUCAUGAAGGAGAAACAGGAACACACCAGUCCAUGCUGGACAAGAAUGACCCCACCUUCCAGCCUCUGCCUGCUUCUGCUCGGAGCACUGGGCAUCUUUGCACUUGGCCGCUUCACAAAAGGUCAGAAGAACAGCACGCUGAUCUUCACAAAGGGAAAUACCAUUCGGAACUGCAGCUGCCCUGUAGACAUCAGAGACUGUGACUACAGUUUGGCCAACUUGAUGUGCAGCUGUAAAUCUGUCCUUCCUUUCGCCAUGGAGCAAACUAGCUAUCAUGACCAGCUGACCAUCUGGUUCACAGAUACGUCCACAUUGGGCCACCUGCUGAAGUUCACUCUGGUCCAAGACUUGAAGCUUUCCUUGUGUGGUUCCAACACCCUCCCUACCGAGUACCUGGCUAUCUGUGGGCUAAAAAGGCUUCGCGUCAAUGCUGAGGCCAAGCAUCCCUCCCGGGAGCAGAGCCUGCUCAUCCACAACAGAAGGGAAGGCGGUUCCUUGUACAAAGGCUGGCAAACAUGUAUGUUCAUCUCACUCUUAGAUGUGGCUCUUUUCAACAGGGACUCAUCUUUAAAGUCAUACAGUAUUGAUAACAUUUCUAGCCUCACCAGUGACUUCCCUGGUUUUUCUUACUUUAAAGCUUCCCCAAUGCCAAACAACAAAAGCUAUGUUGUCACCAUCAUCUACUAGCACCCACCCACCAGGAACUCUCAGAAACUGACAGACCAUUUGAAGAAGGAGUCUGGGGAGAAGGCCAUGAGACAGGUGUGUUUAUUCCAUCUCUCAGCCUCCAUUUACAACAAAGCCACACCUAAGAGCAGCGGGUUUCCUCUGCUCCGCUUCCAAUGCGGGGAGCUCUCUGACUCCUGAGACAUGUCCUGGGGGCCAGCGCGAAGCUAGGUCUUUAUAACUGUCAGCCUGCGGAGAGAUGCCAGGCUAGAAGGGAGGGAGCAGUGCACACCGGGCACUAUUUAUUGGAGCCCAGUGUAGGCAUGGCCCCAAGGAAGGGAUCUUUUCUCAGAAUACAGUAAUCCUUCCUUACCUGUGUGGGUACAUUCCAGGACCCUGAGGAUGCCUGAUUGAGCCAACAGGACUAAACCCUGUGCCUACUGUAUUUUACCUAAAUGUAAGAGACAUAUGACAAAAUCUAACUUAUAAAUUAAGAUCACUGUGGGACUAACAAAAAUUGUAACAUACUGUAAGAAAGUUAUGCAAACAUGCUCUCACACACUAUUACAUAGUAUGCACUCUUUCCAUGA
Molecule: messenger RNA, 2069 nt
Organism: Peromyscus maniculatus bairdii (prairie deer mouse)
Lineage: Eukaryota; Metazoa; Chordata; Mammalia; Rodentia; Cricetidae
Source: RefSeq, a predicted model, not a curated record